AUGGCAACCUCUCAACGGGGUUUGUUUCUCAACCAACGCAAGUAUGUCAUGGAUCUACUCGAGGAAGCUAAGUUCACCGAUUGCAAGCCAGUUGUCACCCCAAUUGAGAGUAAACUUAAGCUUACCAUUCAUGGCGAGGCACUCAAGAAUGUCACCUAUUAUCAAAGAUUGGUUAGCAAGCUUAUCUAUCCUACUAUCACCCGUCCAGACAUUACCUUUGCUGUGAGUUUAGUUAGUCAAUUCAUGCAUGCACCCACAUUAGAACAUCUAAAUAUUUUUAAAUGGAUUCUACGCUAUCUCAAAGGGUCCAUUGAUAGAGGUAUCCUCAUGCGUAAUAACCAUUCCACUAAGAUUCAUGCAUACACUGAUGUUGACUGGGCAGGCAGUGCAAUCGGCAGAAAAUCCACCACUGGUUAUUGCACAUUUGUUGGAGGCAACAUUGUUACUUGGAAGAGUAAGAAACAACAAGUCAUUGCUCGCUCCAGUGAUGAAGCUGAGUAUCAAGCAAUGGUUGCCACUGCAUGUGAAUUGAUUUGGCUUAAAAGUCUCUUGUUUGACUUAGGGUUCUCGAGUACAACUCCUAUGUCUCUCAUGUGUGAUAAUCAAGCAGCCAUGCACAUUGCUGAAAACCCAGUUUUUCAUGAAAGAACCAAGUAA
Molecule: messenger RNA, 657 nt
Organism: Malus domestica (apple)
Lineage: Eukaryota; Viridiplantae; Streptophyta; Magnoliopsida; Rosales; Rosaceae
Source: RefSeq, a predicted model, not a curated record